This is a messenger RNA of Xenopus tropicalis (tropical clawed frog), 7357 nucleotides long. RefSeq names its product sperm antigen with calponin homology and coiled-coil domains 1-like (gene specc1l). The record is from RefSeq and is a predicted model, not a curated record. The coding region runs from base 193 to 3510 and encodes 1105 amino acids. NCBI's taxonomy places the organism in Eukaryota, Metazoa, Chordata, Amphibia, Anura, Pipidae. Gene Ontology annotation, cellular component: gap junction; cytoplasm; cytoskeleton. The transcript is spliced from 16 exons.
UACACAGGCAGAAUUCUUCGCGGUGCAAGCGGACUGCUUUUGCGCAUGCGCGGAGAAGAUUUUCGUGCAGGGUCUUGUUGUCAGACUUCGUGAGAUGCCGGAACCGGAAGUGGCCUGAGUAGCCUCAGAACCUACAGAACCGGAGCUGCUACACGAUUCAGCUGUAAAUGCAUCACAAACAGACCACCCAGGAUGAGGAAAGCAAGCAGGAGUGUAGGCGCUGCCCCAAAAGUACCUGCUAAUAAUAAAUCACAAGCUACCGAGCGGUCAAAGUCAGAGAGCAGCGCACCCACUGCUUCCAAGGUUUCCCGACCUGGAUCUUCCUUAUCAAAAGCUAAAAGCAAUGAUGAUCUUUUAGCUGGCAUGGCUGGUGGCCUUCCUGCAAGCAAUAGUGUAAAGGUAAAGAAAAACAGCACUACAUCUUACCCCAAUUCUGGCACAGCAAUGAGUGGACAGGAGGGGAGAACAAGAAGCAGUGCAGGAAGUAGUUCAAACACCAAGCGCAGUGGUUCAUCGGGUGCUAAGGAAGUUGGAUCUUCACGUGAGAGGUUAAGAGAACGGUCUCGUUUGACAGCCAACAAAAAGCCACAAGGUUUAGGAGUUGGCACGGGAGAAGUGUCAGCCCCUAGCAAGCGAUCACGUGGACGAACAGAUUCUGAUAUGAUUCGCAUGAGCAAGUCCAAAUCUGACAAUCAAAUCAGUGACCGUGCAGCUCUGGAGGCCAAAGUCAAAGAAUUGAUGAACUUAGCUAAGAAUAAAGAUGCUGAGAUUCUUCUACUUCGUACAGAGCUAAGGGACACCCGUUCACAACUGGGACAGGAUGUUUCUGACAAGAGUCCUGAUGACCUUCCUUUAAUACAUUUACAGGAGCAGAAUACAACAGUAUGUGAGGAGCUGCAGCAACUGAAAAGUGAAAAUCGAAUGUUGAAGGAUCGAUUAAAUGCCCUGGGCUUUUCACUGGGGCAACAACCAGAUGAUCCAGAUAAGCUGUAUGGCUUUCAGUCCUUGGGCAUUAAUCCAGGGAGCCACAGUGACUGUGGAGGAGGGACUCUAACCUCCUCUGUAGAGGGUUCAGCGCCUGGGUCAAUGGAGGAUCUCCUUAGCCAAGAUGAAAGUACCCUUACUGGUGAAAGGAGGAGCAGCUCUAUGGAUAACCUAGAUAGUGAGUGCAGUGAGGUAUACCAGCCACUAACCUCUAGUGAUGAUGCCUUAGAUGCCCCCUCAUCAUCCUCAGAAUCAGAAGGCCUUCCUAGUACUGAGCGAUCUCGUAAAGGAAGCAGUGGGAAUGCCAGUGAAGUUUCUGUUGCGUGCCUUACUGAGCGCAUUCACCAAAUGGAAGAAAACCAACAUAGCACAGCAGAAGAACUACAGGCCACCUUGCAGGAACUAGCUGACCUUCAGCAAAUCACACAGGAGCUAAACAGUGAAAAUGAAAGACUAGGGGAGGAAAAGGUUAUAUUAAUGGACUCUCUCUGCCAGCAGAGUGACAAACUAGAGUUAUUUAGCCGUCAGUUGGAGUACGCUCAGGCUUUGUUAGACGAACACCAUAUAGCCUACUCUCUUGAUGAAGAUCUAAAAAGUAGCCGCUACCUGGAUCUUGAACAACGCUACAUGGAUCUGGCUGAAAAUGGCCGUUUUGAGAGGGAGCAGCUUUUGGGGGUACAGCAGCAUCUGAGUAAUUCCCUAAAGAUGGCAGAACAGGAUAACAAGGAUGCACAAGAUGUCAUCCGUGCUCUUAAAGAGCGAAAUCACCACAUGGAACGCAUUGCUGAGGCUGAGCAGCUGAGUAAGCAAGCUUUAGCUGCGACAUUAGAGGAGUAUAAGGCUACCUUAAAUUCAGAGCAAGGUGAAUGUGCUCGACUGAAAGCACUCCUGGAGCAGGAAAAACAAAGGGUAGCAGAGCUAUAUUCCAUACAUAGCUCUGGGGAUGCAUCUCACAUACAGAACCUUCUUGAAAGUGUGCGUAGUGACAAGGAGAAGGCAGAGAGCCUAGCCAGCAGUCUACAGGAAGAGUUGUUGCAUGCACGCACUGAUGUCAACCGUAUGCAGGAUGCUUUUGGCAAGCUGGAGGAUGAAUAUAGAGCCUUCAGGGAGGAGGCCCAAAAGCAGGUGUCAGAAUUAACUUUGGCACUAGAGAAGGUGCGGCAUGAACUGGAAGAGAAAGAAACAGAACUCAGCGACAUGAAGGAGACAAUAUUUGAGCUGGAGGAUGAAGUUGAGCAGCAUCGAGCUGUAAAGCUUCACGAUAACUUGAUAAUUUCAGAUGUUGAAAAUGCAGUAAAGAAACUUCAGGAUCAAAAACAUGACAUGGAGCGUGAGAUCAAAAUACUAAACCGGAAACUGAGGGAGGAAUCUGCAGAAUGGCGCCAGUUUCAGGCUGACUUGCAGACGGCUGUUGUGAUUGCCAAUGAUAUCAAAUCUGAAGCACAGGAGGAGAUUGGGGAACUGAAGAGGCAACUCCAGGAGGCACUUGAGAAGAAUGAGAAGCUUGCAAAAGAGAUGGAAAAUGCAACAUCACGCAAACAGGAAGAGGAACGCGGUCGUGUCUAUAACUACAUGAAUGCUGUGGAAAGGGACUUGGCAGCACUAAGACAGGGAAUGGGUUUAAACCGUAGAUCGUCUACAUCAUCAGAUCCUGCACCUACUGUCAAAACCCUGAUUAAAUCCUUUGACAAUGCAUCCUCCCAAGCUCCAAGUCCAGCUGCUGCGGUGGCGGCAGCUGCAGCUACACCAAUUUCCAGGACACCUCUUAGCCCAAGUCCCAUGAAGACUCCUCCUGCUGCUGCUGUUUCACCGAUGCAGAGACAUUCUAUAAGUGGACCUAUAUCUGUUGCGAAAUCCUUACCAGGCUUAUCAGAAAAGAGGCCAAGCUAUGCGGAGAUUCCAGUUCAGGAGCAUAUGCUGAGAAGUUCAUCCAGCAGCAGAAGUGCAGCCUCGUUGCCCCGUGUUCCAGCAAUAGACAACGCUAAAUCUAUUUCAGUAUCACGGCGCAGUAGUGAGGAGCUGAAACGUGACAUCUCAGUGCCAGAUGGAAGCUCUGCCCCCUCAUUGAUGGUGAUGACUUCACCCUCUCCCCAGCUUUCCCUGUCUUCAUCCUCCCCCACUGCCUCUGUAACACCCACUGCCCGUAGCCGCAUCAGGGAGGAAAGAAAGGACCCUUUGGCUGCCUUGGCCCGUGAAUAUGGGGGCUCAAAACGAAAUGCUUUGCUGAAGUGGUGUCAGAAGAAGACUGAAGGAUAUCCGAAUAUUGACAUUACAAAUUUCAGCAGCAGUUGGAAUGACGGCCUGGCAUUUUGUGCUUUGCUGCACACCUAUCUUCCAGCACACAUUCCAUACCAAGAGCUGACCAACCAGGACAAGAGAAGAAAUUUUACCUUGGCUUUCCAAGCAGCCGAGAGUGUUGGAAUCAAAUCUACUCUGGACAUUAAUGAAAUGGUUCGUACUGAACGUCCAGAUUGGCAGUGUCUUAUGACGUAUGUAACAUCCAUCUACAAAUACUUUGAAACCUGAGGAUUUUUUGGGAUUGUUAUCUCUUUCCCUGCAUGACAUUUCCUGCCCAAGUGCAGACUUAAUAGAAGACACUAAUGCUUCUUCAUGCCUGUUUCAGGGCUACAGGGUGAGGGGAUAACACCCACUUCCAGCAUUAUUUAUAGAUGUAUGUAUACUCCUGAGAUAUACUGGUCUCGCCCUGUUGUGCCUGCCUGUCUCCAGCGAGUCGGUUCCCUCUGCAUGACAGGUUCAGGUUUGCCAGCUUGCCUAUCACAGGAUUCAGCUAUAUGCUAAGCCAUAUAGAAGGUCAACAUAAAGACAGUACCCAGAGCAGUAGGACUGUGGCUGUGUCUGAAAUAUUGAUGUGAUGCCAGUGCCUUAGCAGAAUCAUCGCCUUUUACAGCUGCUUCUCCACCCGUUUUCCCAAGCAGGAAUGUACAAGUGCUCCUUGGAUACAUAAUGACAAGAAAUCGCUUGCCAACAAAAUGAGGACCCUGUAGUCUUGCACAACUUGUGCCAAUUUGCUCCACUGCUGCCUUGUGACUCUUGAUUGUCUCCUGCUCUUUGUGCCUAGAACACUAAACUACAUUUUUUUUUCUCUUAUUGUUAAACAUUAUUGGCUUUUGGCACACAUGAACGAAAUGAAAAUGAUGGCUUUUAAAAAUGCCAAGGACGGAAAAGUUCUCAGUGAAAGACUAUUCUCAAUUGACCAGAUGUAUUCUUUUAAUGCUAACAAUGUUACUGUGCAAGUUUUGUCCAAGAGAACCAAUCCAUCCACAAAUAUAUCCUUACCCCAGUACAAGAUACAAGCCAAGCUAUUGGCACAGUAGAUAGAGGACUAUAGGUUUGGGAUCUAUUAUCCAGAAUGCUUGAGACAUGGAGUUUUCUGGAUAAGUGAUCAUUUGUAAUGUGGAGCACACCAUGCCUUAAGGCUACUAAGAAACAUUUAAAAAUAAAAAACAAGUGAAUAGGACUGUUGCCAUUAACAUGGAUUUACAGUAGCUUAUAUUUCAGGUACAAGGUACUGUCUUAUUACUACAGAGAAAAAGCAAAGCAGUCAAAAAGAAAGAACUGUUUUAAAUAAGACACUCUAAGAAACAGCAUUCCUGUAUUUUGCUGAGUAAAGGGUUUCUGGAUAAUGGAUCCCGUACUGGUAGUACUUUCAGCUGUUGUUUUGGUGUGUAAGGUGGCCAAGUUUAGGCUGCCAUAUUCCUAAAGGCAGGAGCUGCUGUAAAUGACAUUAGAAUGAUCAGCACAAACCCCCAUUCUGUUAUCUAAAGGGUGAAUGAGGGGAAGUGUCGGUACCUGCAGUAAGCUUUGUUCAACUUUGCUCAACCUUUAGCUGCUCCUCAUAAUAGUUAGUCCUCCUAUUCUCUGGAAGUAUCUGUAUUGGAUUGCUUAAUCACACUGACCAAGGACAGCACAAAUCCUUAAGGAUGAAUGAACAUUAUUUGGACACUUUGUGCCAUGGUAUAUGUGAUUUCUAAGCUAUGUAUACCUACAGUGCAUUCAUUAUCUUACACUGUUAAAGGAGCCUAUUGUAUUGGCCACACAAACACUAAAACCUAAUGUGGCCUAAUGAUACUAGUGGGACCACAGCCCAUGCUGUGCUUUCUCAUAAUGGAAUGUUAAAUUCUUCCUUCGUAUUCCAAAAAAAUCACCCCCUCAGCAACGAGUGUCUGUCUUUAAGUAGGCAUUAUGGUUACUGCUGCCUGUUACAAACGUUAAAUUCUCACUAGACCUUUUAUUUUACUUUUUCUUUUGUUUUUAUCAAUUAAAAAUGGUGAGAACUUACUGUAUAAUAAUUUUAUUGAAGGGCUAGUAACACCAGCAAAUGAAAGGUCUUUGUAUUUUUUAAAUACUAUAUGCUUACCCUCCUCUUGCGUACACUGUGUAUAGUGUCAGCACUAAUAUAGUUCAAAGUAACUUGUAUUGCUAUACAGCAUGCUGUGCUGGCGCUUGUAGGGCCCGUUCUGUGUAAGAGAACUAUUUCUAAAACUUGAGGAUUCUAUUUGGGAAUUGUGGUUCAACAAUAUCUGGGACCCAUGGUUAAGAAACACUGAGACAAAUGGUUAUUUAGAAUACUGUGGAUUUAUUAUGCCAAUGGUGAAAGGUAGGGGACUCAUUUGCUCAGUACAAACCUAGGGAUCGGAAACAUUUCUUAUUUGCCGGCAAUAAAUAUUUUAUUUGCAGUUGUUGAAAAAUUAAAUAUAAAAAUAUGAUUAGAUUUUGGUGUUACUGGCCCUUUAAAGAUAUUUUUGGUUUAGCUUCCAGAUUAUCUCUUGUAUUUUAUAAUGUUUUACUCCUCCCAUCGUCCUCUAGUGAAUCCGAUAAAAAAGGGCCAUUGUCUAGCAGCUCAGAAGGUCUGAUGUCGCUUUGCGGUGUCAUACAACAUUCCCAUAACUAAGCACAAUUCAGCAGUACAAUUUUAGGGCGUGGUAUCCCUUUGAAUUAAUUGUGACCCUUUCCCAGAUUAAUAGGCUGCAGGGAGGCAACAAAAGCACAGGGAAAGAUCUGUAAAGUGCACUAACAGAUUUCUCUCUUUUUAAAGGUGACGUCCAGUCCAAAAAACAUUUUGAAAGGAUUAGUAAUUCUAGGAACUUUCCAAUAUUUAUUAAACAUUUUCAGUGACUUUAAAGUUAGGUGAAAAUUGAAAGCAGUGUUUGUGAGUCCCUGUGCAUUGCUGGUCCUGACAUGCAUGUACCUUUAAGACAAUAUUCCAGUGGUGCACUCUCCUCCAGCCUAGACCCUUGUUGCCACAGUGAGUGAUGUACAUGUUUUGUGAUUAAUGUACUUGUAAAGAAGGCCAAUGAAAGCAUAUGCAAUGAACCAACCAGCAGUUCAUGAAAGGAACUUGCAGAAAAUACUUUCAAUAGCAAUUACAUUUACAGAAACCUUUAAAACUGGACAUUUUUAAUGAAUGUAUAUUGGAAGGCUGCUUAGCAUUAUAUUUUCUUUCAUUAUGGGAAAUGUAAUUGUUUGAGAUUUUAGCUGGAGUUUCCUUGUAAGUCUUUGUUUCUCUGUUAUGUUGUAUGUAACAUGUAUGUUCUCUCAUUCCAAAUGCCACGAAGAUUCCACAUGAGACACUUAUGGGAGUUUUUUCACUUUUAGGGCAUGGUCCCUGGAAUAAUUAGUAUUGUCAUGUAACACCCCUUGUAAUCACCUUGUAACUAUGUACUAUGUAACAUAAAGACAAAUCCCUAACACAACCCAUUGUGCUUUUCCUCCAUGUGGCAGUGAAGUGACAUCAAAUUGGUUAUUUCUUCAAUAAGUGGAUGUAUUUUGUAUAGAAUGUUUAAUUUGGCAAAUGUGAAGGCAAUCAUUGCCCCAACAAACCCUGCUGAUAUGUAGCUCUACCCAUGGUGUCAUAAACACCAAGUACCCACUGACCAUCCCUUUAAUACAUUCUCCCUUAAAUUUCUUAUUUGGUGGCUUACAUUUUAAACGUUUUUUUAAUUGUUCCUAGUUGUCUGUUUUAUAUUCUUUGAGAGGAAAAGUUGCAUAGUCUGUGUCUGAUCUCAAUUAUGGACGGCAGAGGGUACAACAUAACAUUUGAAGUAUAUGUUAAACAUUUCAAAUGAUUCUAUGUGACAGUCAUACAUAUGCUGAAUGCUUUCUAAGCAAAUGUUUCCCAUUGAUAUUUAUAAAGCUUUAACCAUGUUAUUUUCAGAAGGAUCCGAAAGCAGUGCAGUAAAUAAAUCUGUAUAGUGAGCCCUCUGAUAACAAAUGGUUAACAGCUGCCUUUUAUUAUUUUAUUACUAUAUAAAUAUAUAUGAAUAAAUAUAUAUGUACACAUGCAUUUGCUUUGCAAUGCAAAAGGGCAUUUUUUAAAAUAAAAUAAGCUUCCGUCUUGUGCGGCGUGCAUUAA